Messenger RNA from Dovyalis caffra, 1524 nucleotides. Lineage: Eukaryota; Viridiplantae; Streptophyta; Magnoliopsida; Malpighiales; Salicaceae. The record is from the annotation of a GenBank genome assembly.
AUGGAGGGACUGGGACUGGGUCCGGGAGAGAGCUCGAAUAACGUUGCAGAGACAGUGUUAGAAACCCUAAGAACCAGAGGCUGGUCUCUUGGCGACAUCGAUCAAUUAAACGCCCUGAUCUUUAUUCACUCUGCUUUAUCCGAUGACGGCGAUCCAUGUACCGUCGCAAAUUCACUCGAGUCCGAGCUCCUCAACAUGGACCUUAGAUCCAUCGGAGCCAAGUCCUUACCCGACCCAAACCUCCUCAACAAAACCCCCUAUCUUCACGGCCCCAAAAUCCUUCAGAUAACUGCGAUAGAAUAUUCUCAUAUUCCUUCAAUUCCUAAUGAUAUUGUUCCUGGUUCUAAGGUUCGGUUGGAAAAUAAAGCUCCAGUACAUAGUUGUAUUGUAUGUUUAAAUCCUAAAGUUAUAACUGUACUAGGAGGUAUUGUUCAAUCACUUUAUGAUGAAUGGGAAAUGAACCGAAAAUACUCAGGCGUCUCACGUUUAUCAUUAAGGCUAUCACAGGAAACUGAUACUGGUGGUCCUCCUUUGUUCGAGAAGUUGAAAGCUGGAGCACCCUCUCGUCGCUCUCCUCAACUAGGCAGACUUUCGGAAACCAAUAUGUUUUCUGCUGUUUCUGAUUUUGAUAACGUCCUUGUGUUCUGGUUUUGCAACAUGCCCCAUCUUGUUUUUGAGAGUGGGGAUAGGAACCUUCAUAAACAUAAUGGUCAAGUUGUUGCUUCAGUGUCAAGUGCAAGCAUGGGUUUAAGUCUUGAAAGUAGAUUUUCUGCUCACACUAAAGAUUACUUUGAGUCUACCUCCAGGCAAGUUACCACAGAAAGUAGUGGAAACACUGAAGUUAUACCUCUUGAUGCUCAGAGAAAAGCAGAUAGCAUUGAUUACAAAGUGAAAAUAGCUUCCCUCAAAGCAAGUCACAAAGAAAAUCCAAGAAACUCUCAAUGGAGGUCAAAGGAAGAUUACCAUGGGUCUACCUCCAAGAGCAAUAUGCCUACUGUUGCGCAAACUUCUGGAAAUACUGAACUGAGGCCAAUGGAUACACGGCAGAAAGUAGAUGAUGAUAAGGAGAGAAUAGUUUCCUUCAAUGAAAGUCUUGAACAGAAGCCAAGUGACACUACUGCAAGACAGAAGGGAGUAUUUGAAUCAGCUCCUGUUCAAAACCAAGCAGCUGCUCAAAAGUUACUCCUGAAAAUGAAUCACCACCCUAAUGAAGGCGAUCAGCAUUUAAAAGGUCGGAAAUAUAGGGGGAAGAGUAAACAAGAAGAAUCACAAGUUUUCACUCUGGGGGAGUGGGAAAAGAGGAAUGCAGGGCCACAGCCUCUGACAAAGAAGGAGCUUCCAGCUACUAGUCAUGAUGAGGAUCUUGCUUGGCGGCUUCAGAACCAACUUGAUGUGGAAGAUUUUCAUAACAUGAUGGAGGAAGAGGAAGAGGAAGGGGGAGAGGGAGAGGAAGGGGAAAGGGGAGGGGAAGGGGAAAGGGAAGGGGAAGGGGAAGAUUUAGUUAAGCUUGUGGAACCUUAUUAU